CGUUCGUGGAUCGGCCACAAUCGGCGUGUACGACUUUCUCGCUCGCAGAUUUACAAACACGGAAGAAGGCUAGGAGCGGACUAGUAGAGGCUCUCCGGCGCCACAGUGCAUGCAGGUUCGCGGUAGCGCACGGAUCACCUCGCGUCCUUCACGGUUCCCCAAGUCGAGUCGGAACGAGUCGGAUGGGAUCGACGGUGUUGCGACGGUUGUCGGACGGCUGAGGGACGAGAUCCUGUUGGAGAGGAGGAGCACGGUGGAGAACGGGGGGAUCGAUGUUGGAAAGCGUUGCGACGGGAUGCCGGAACUCGAGGACGAUCAGAGGGACCAGCCGUUGGACGACGAGGAGGUGUGCCUGGACCUUGGAGAACCAUCGCCGGAAGUGAUUGAUUACGCGAGGCGGGAGCUCGGGGAGACGGACGACGUGAAGUGCAGGACUCUUCAGGAGCUGAGGGAUAUGAUUUAUGAGAGAGGGGAGUGUCUGCCGCGCAGGAUGGACGACGAUUUUUUGAUCAGAUUUUUGAGAACGAGGAAUUUCAACGUUAAUCGGGCACAUCGAUUGAUCGUGAAUUACUGCAACUUCAAAGAGGAGCAUCCGGAGAUCCACCAGGAUAUAAGGCCGCUCGAGAUGAAGUACAUCGGAGACGACGACGUUGUUUCCGUGCCGCCGUACAGGACCCAAUGCGGAAGAAGGAUAAUGAUAUACCGUUUGGGGAAUUGGGAUCCGAGGAAGUAUUCCGUCGAGGAGAUCUUCAAGGCGACCAUCAUUAUUCUCGAGCUCGGCGUUUUGGAGCCGAGGGCCCAGAUCCUCGGCGGAACCGUCAUCUUCGAUCUGGAGGGCAUCACCAUGGCCCACGCGUGGACCAUCACUCCCCAGGUUGCCAACAUGGUGAUAGCCCUCAUGGUGUCGGCGUUCCCGAUGAAGACUCACGCGAUACACAUCCUCCACCAGUCCUGGGUGUUCGACGUGAUGUUCUCCGUGUUCAAGCCGCUCCUCGACGCGAGGAUGCAGAAGAAAAUCUUCUUCCACGGCGGGAACAUGGACAGCCUUCACAAGCACAUCUCACCCUUCCAUCUGCCGAAGAGGUACGGAGGAAUCAGGGAGGAGUUGCCCUACUACAAGUGGAUCGACAACCUGAGCAAAGUGCCCCAGAUCGUGAAAGAGAUGAAGCAGCUCGGCUACAUCGUCCCCGAGGAGAUACUCCAACAGUUGGGCCAACUGAUCGAGGAUUGAAAUUAGGGGAACCCGCUUUGUCACGAUAUUAAACUUCUUCUUCCACUUCUUCAUCAAUACAUGUAACCCAUACACUCGUGUUCUACGGAAAACACACAGAUUUCAAGAUUUCGCGCGUUUGGAACGACUUUCUUUAUCCUGCAUUCCAAUUCGUUCGUUCGUUCGUUCUUUUUCUUUUUCUUUUUUCACAACCUUAACGGGCCUCUCUGCUCGCAGAGGUACGGAGCGCGAGGUAUAUCGAUUGAUUUUUGACCAGAGGAAAUGCGCCUCUUCUUUUGUCAUUAUUAUUAAAAUAAACCGGGGCGAGAAAUCGCGAGAAUCGAUAAGAAAAAUCGACGUCAAUUUCAAUUCCCUUGGGAAACUGUUCCGCCGGGAGCGGGACGGAAUAAGGAUUGUCGCUGAAAUUAUUGUAACGUUCCGAGCCUCGUGUAACGAACCAAAUAUAUACACUCCAUUAUA
This is a messenger RNA of Apis cerana (Asiatic honeybee), 1690 nucleotides long. Its product is annotated as alpha-tocopherol transfer protein. Lineage: Eukaryota; Metazoa; Arthropoda; Insecta; Hymenoptera; Apidae. Gene Ontology annotation, molecular function: phosphatidylinositol bisphosphate binding. The record is from RefSeq and is a predicted model, not a curated record. Gene Ontology annotation, cellular component: membrane.